Molecule: messenger RNA, 3205 nt
Organism: Parasteatoda tepidariorum (common house spider)
Lineage: Eukaryota; Metazoa; Arthropoda; Arachnida; Araneae; Theridiidae
Source: RefSeq, a predicted model, not a curated record
GAAGAAAUAGAUAAUGAUACUAGUCAAAGACCCAAUGAAGCUCAACAAGCUAUAUUGAAGCAGUUCAAAAAUAAUUUAAAGGAUGUACUGACUGGAGACUACACAGACAAAGUCCUCUUGAAAUGGUUAAGAGUCAGAAAUUAUAACGUGAGAAAAUGUGAAAUGGUUUUCCGUGAGUUCCUGGCAUAUAGAGCUGUAUUUAAGGUAGACACUAUUGUAGAAGAUUUCAAUGUGCCGGAGGUGGCGGUCAAGUAUAAUUUCCAGUCAUACAUAGGAGAGUCAAAAGAUGGAACUCCUUAUGGUUAUAUUGCUCUGGGUCGAGCAGAUCUUUAUGGAUUUGCUGUAUCCAUGACAGAGUUUGAAGUAAUCCGGCUAUGUUCAUAUGAAAUAGAAAAAUAUGUAAAAAGGUUGAAGAAACUGAGUGAAAAGUGUGGAAGGGAAUUGAACGAAGCUAGUUUCAUAGUUGACAUGGACUGUUUCUCACUCCGGGAAUGCGUACGAGCAUGCGUUAUUGAAAUGGGAUUUGAUCUUUUGAGAUUACUGCAAGAUAGCUAUCCAGAAAUUUGGAAGCACAUUUUCAUUAUUAAUGCUCCGUUUUAUUUCUACCAAGCUUUCAACAUAAUAAGGCCAAUUUGCCGGUAUACUUUCCUAAGAAAUUUCCAUGUUGUUUCAAGAGAAAAUUCUUCCCAGUUGCUAUUGAAAUACAUCGAUGCUGAUCAACUUCCAGUCUUUCUUGGCGGUAAAAGAGUGGACAGCAAAGGUGAUCCCAUGUGUUCAGAAUUCAUAGAUUUCGGUGGGAAGAUACCCUUCGAAUAUUACCUUAGCAACAAGCCUCCCCUCGAUCCUUCUGAUCCGGGAGUACAGGAUGUGUGGAUCGGAGCAAGAUCUUCCUACAACUAUGCUCUGGUUUUAAGAGAAGCAAAUACCCGGAUUAGAGCUGAAAUCCGUUCAGAAGGAGGAUCCAUCGUUGGUGCCCUUCUUUAUCGAGCGUUUCGACCAGGUUGCCAACCCGAGAUUCCAUUACCAAAUGAGUAUCUAAACGAGCAAGAUGAGAGAUGCAAUGUAAAGCUCGUGAGUCCGUGUGUUAAACUCCAAACUCAUAUCUCACCCAUUGACGACGAAUAUGAGUGUCCAUGGCCAGGAAUAUAUAUAACAAAAUUUGAUAACACUUCCAACUGGAUGACGUCUAGAAGAGUAAUAUUUCGAAUUCUUCAGAUUCCUUCUCAACCCUCAGCUCCUUCUUAACAGUAAGAACCAGGAAUAUGCACAGAUGUGUCAUUUCGACUCCUUCAUUAGAAACAUUCGUUAAGAAAUAUUAACUGCUUGUUUGUUCCGUUUACCAAUGAAAUCCCAUAUGCCAGAGCAAAAAGAAUCCAUCAUCAUCCCAAAAAACUAAAUAAAAACAGAAAUAUUUUCUUAUCAGUACCUGCUCUCGCCAACUACUAUCGCCAAGGCACCAAGGAGAAUUUGUACUAACAAAAUUUUUGAAAAAUUUAAAAUUUUUUUUAUAGGAGUUGUUACGAGUUCUACCAGUUGGUCUUCUUUUGAGUUUUUAUUAUUUUUUUAUUUUCUCAGUUCCUCUUGCGCCACUGUCUGGUUGUCGCCAAAAUUUGGUGACUUUUUUGACGCAGGUACUGAUACGGAAAUUUCCCAGGAAAAACUAAAACUAUAAUAAAAUUUUUUCUUUGCCUUUCGCAAUAAACCAAUGUAAUCAAAUAGCAUAUUCACUCAAUGUUGAUUAAUGGAAAUCAUAGGGAAAGAACCUGUUAAGUGUGAACUCGAAAACAUUCCGAUUUUGAAAACUUGCUUUGUGGACUGUAAGUAUAAAAUAUAACUUAUUCUGCCAAACAUUUUUAUAAGUCUGUUUUAUUGGAAAAAUAUAGUUAGUUAACAUCUUCCUUUACAUUUUUAAACAGUGUGAUAUUGAGACUUUCCAUAUUCUUCACACUAAAGCUUUUCAAUUAAAAAAAAAGUGUCAACUUAAUCAAAAUACUAUGUAUCCAAUGAAAUUUGAACUAUUUUUAGAAUAUAAAAUGCAGUUUCAUUCCUAUACUUAUAUUAUUUUGACUUGUUUUUAUUCGUACUUUUUGUUUUUAUUUUUUAAUGUAAUUUAUUUGUUUGUUUUCCUUUAUUGAAAGAUUCCUAUUGUUAUACGUACAGAUACUUUUUCAGAAUUGAAAACUAGUUACUUAUUCAUUUUUGUAAAUUAAAGUGAUACACCGAGCAGAAAUAUGCAAAAAAUGAGGAAAAUCAAUUCUCCUGCAACUUGUUAAACCAGUAGAAAAUAUACUGAAUUAAUAAAAUCUCGAAAAAUGCAAGAUAGAAAUUCUUGAGAAAUAAGUUAUUCGAUGCAAAUUUAUUUAUGAUAAAAUGUCAUAUUUUGAUAUUUUUCCUUCUAAAUUCUGGAUUUUAUGAAAAAAAAUAUAUAUCCAUAAAAACUUUAAAAAGCAUUAUUAUAUUCAUAGAUUUUGAAGAAAAAAAAUCAUUAAAAUUGUAGCAUAAUUUUCAUUUAAACUUAGUUUUCCUAGUUGAAACUUAGACCAAACUCUAAGCUGAAAAAUAUAUAUACUGAUAUUAAAUAAAUAAAUAUAGAUGGUUCGCUGUUUUAAGGAAUCGAUUGUAUGAGCGAGCAUAAGUUACCUGCGUAAAAAGAAGUAGUGCCCGUAUUAAGAAACAACCAUUAUACAUUGCCUAGGUUACAUUUUUGAGAUUUUAAUAUGUUCAAGAUGAUUUUUUCAUCCAGUUUUAACGAUAAUAAAGUCAGUUUAACUCAUCAGCCAUUUUGAUGUGCCUUGCCAAGUUGUGGAGAACGUGUGGCGCCAUCUUGCGGCAAAUAAGAGAGCUUUUUUUAUCAGUUGCUUCUUAAAAACUGUGGUUUGAGGCAAUAUAAGAAAACUCAUUUGAAAAAAAGAAAGAAAAAAAAGCUUUGUCAUCCUCUUGCAAUGAUGCUUUCAAUUUUAAUUUUUACAUCAAUUUUAUGUUUGAAAUUGAAUAGUAUGAAUUGUUUUUGUUUUCCUCACUUUUUCAACUUAUCACACGUUCUGUUGAGUGUUGGAUAAUAUGGAGAAUAUCAUAUACCAUUUAGUUAUAUUUUUGAAGUUUAUAAAUAUUUGACAAUAUCUGUACAAUAAUCUGUGAAAUGUAUUAAAUGUAUAUAUCUGAAAUGUGUAAUUAGUUAUAUGCAAUAAAUUGUCCCAAUAUGUAA